Messenger RNA from Penicillium digitatum Pd1, 843 nucleotides. RefSeq names its product Enoyl-CoA hydratase/isomerase, conserved site. The record is from RefSeq and is a predicted model, not a curated record. Lineage: Eukaryota; Fungi; Ascomycota; Eurotiomycetes; Eurotiales; Aspergillaceae. Gene Ontology annotation, cellular component: mitochondrion.
AUGCAACAAGAAAUUCAAUCCAAUGAAAGUCGCUGGGGCAACCCUGAACUAGGCCAGCUGGCUGGUGAUCUCGCUGCGGCAGCAACCUCGGCAUCCCUAGUAACACCUGCGGUCGCAAUUAUUGAUAGAGCGCUUGUCGAGCAAGCCGCGUUCAAGCAACCCAUUCUCCGCGGACUUCGUCGGCAUGCGCUCGGAGCCCUCCGACGGCCGGGUCUCUUCAUCUUCCAGCGACCGUUUGGUAUCGUUUGGACCCUUUACGCGGCAACCUAUUCCGUGGCAAACUUGACCGACACAAUCAGUCGCAAGCUUGAGAUAACCGCCGCGGGGACAAUCACGUUUGCCACAACUAUGAUGGCCAAUGUGCCGCUAGCGCUGUGGAAGGACAUCCGAUUUGCGCAGGAAUACGGUACCGGCAGGGGUCCCGAUGCCAAGACAUUGAACACUCCAAUCGCUGUCCCCCAUAAUAAAUCAUUGGCACGAACUGCAGCUGCUAUCUUCCUCGUGCGAGACGGUGUCACGAUCUUUGGAUCAUUUACGUUGGCCCCGUGGUUGUCGGAUGUCAUCCCCGAUGGCUUGGCGGAUCAUCCCCACGCAAAGCCGAUCAUCACCCAGUUGACCGUGCCCGUCUUGACUCAGCUGGUUGCUACUCCGCUGCAUUUGUUGGCGUUGGAUAUGUAUACACGACAAUAUACUGUACCCUUCCUGGAAAGAGUGAAGCAUUCGCAGCGAUAUCUUCCUUCGUCGACCUUGUUGCGUUGUGUCCGUAUCAUUCCUGCUUUUGGGAUUGGAUGCUUGACGAAUAUGGAGUUGCGAUCUGCUUGUCAUGCCAAAGUCUCAGGGUAA